Messenger RNA from Pipra filicauda (Wire-tailed manakin), 4915 nucleotides. RefSeq names its product phosphodiesterase 1C (gene PDE1C). Gene Ontology annotation, biological process: signal transduction. Gene Ontology annotation, molecular function: 3',5'-cyclic-nucleotide phosphodiesterase activity. The transcript has 15 exons. Lineage: Eukaryota; Metazoa; Chordata; Aves; Passeriformes; Pipridae. The record is from RefSeq and is a predicted model, not a curated record. Bases 521 to 2503 code for a protein of 660 amino acids.
GUUUGUUCAGCCUUGAGGAGACUGAGAGAAGACCUCAUUGUGGUAUUCAAAGUCCUCAUGAGGGAAAGCAGAGAGGCAAGUAAUCUCUUCACACAUGUGACCAGUGACACGACUUGAGGAAAUGGCAUGAAGCUGAGCUGGGAAAGGUUUAGUACCAGGAAAGGGUUUUUCACCCGGAGGGUGGUAGAGCAUUGAAACAGGCUCCCCAGGGAAGUGGUCACAGCAUCAAGCGUGCCAGUGUUCAAGAAGCAUUUGGACAAUGCUCUCAGUCACAUGGAGUGAUUCUUGGGGUGGCCUGCAUAGGGGCAAGAGUUGGACUUAAUGAUACUGAUGGGUCUCUUCCAACUAAGCAUAUUCUAUGAUUCUAUGACUGUGAUAACUCGCAGACUUAUUUGAGCCUAAAUGCAUUGUACUAUUUGCUUGGCAUCAUUGUAACUGAUCUUUGAAAAGUGAUUUUUGUUGAUUUCUUGCAUGUGGCUUCAAGAAACUUGUAGACUUCCAAAAUUUUCACUUGUCAAGCAUGUACGCUAGGUUUCAUGCUGGGAACUGGUACUCACUGUCAAACCUAUUUCUCUUUAUAGUCAUCAGAUUUUUGUUUUGCUUUUUUUUUAGAUUGCGGUCUUUGGUAAAGCAAUUAGAGAGAGGGGAAGCUUCGGUUGUAGACUUAAAGAAGAAUUUGGAAUAUGCUGCUACUGUUCUUGAGUCAGUAUACAUUGACGAAACUAGGCGUUUACUGGACACAGAAGAUGAACUCGGUGAUAUUCAGUCUGACUCUGUGCCCUCAGAGGUCCGUGACUGGUUGGCUUCUACCUUCACGCGGCAAAUGGGGAUGAUGCUCAAAAGGACAGAGGAAAAACCACGGUUCAGGAGUAUUGUCCAUGCAGUGCAAGCUGGGAUAUUUGUAGAAAGAAUGUACAGACGGACUUCAAAUAUGGUUGGCUUGAGCUACCCACCAGCUGUAAUUGGAGUGCUAAAGAAUGUUGACAAGUGGUCCUUUGAUGUAUUUGCACUAAACGAUGCCAGUGGGGAUCAUGCACUGAAAUUCAUUUUCUAUGAACUUCUCACGCGCUAUGAUCUGAUCAGCCGUUUCAAGAUUCCCAUUUCUGCCCUGGUGUCCUUUGUGGAAGCUCUGGAGGUUGGCUACAGCAAACACAAAAAUCCUUAUCACAACCUCAUGCACGCUGCAGAUGUGACACAGACAGUCCAUUACCUCCUUUUCAAGACAGGUGUAGUGCACUGGCUGACAGAGCUGGAGAUCUUCGCUAUGAUCUUUGCAGCUGCCGUACAUGACUAUGAACACACUGGAACCACUAACAACUUCCACAUCCAGACACGGUCAGACUCAGCCAUUCUAUAUAAUGACCGGUCUGUGCUUGAAAAUCACCAUGUUAGUGCGGCGUAUCGUCUUUUGCAAGAUGAUGAAGAGAUGAAUAUUUUAUCUAAUCUCUCAAAGGAUGAUUGGAGAGAAUUCAGAGCUCUAGUGAUUGAGAUGGUGUUGGCCACUGAUAUGUCCUGUCACUUCCAGCAAAUCAAAGCUAUGAAGAAUGCUUUGCAGCAACCAGAAGGAAUUGACAAGCCGAAAGCCUUAUCACUGUUGUUACAUACAGCAGAUAUCAGUCAUCCAGCCAAGGCUUGGGAUCUCCACCAUCGCUGGACAAUGUCUUUGCUAGAGGAGUUCUUCAGACAGGGUGACAAAGAAGCAGAACUAGGGCUGCCCUUCUCUCCCCUGUGUGAUCGCAAAUCUACUAUGGUUGCUCAGUCUCAAAUAGGUUUCAUUGAUUUCAUUGUGGAACCCACUUUUACUGUGCUGACUGACAUGACAGAGAAGAUUGUGACUCCACUCAUCAAUGAAGCUUCCCACUCUGGCAUGUCCGGAUUCAGGCGCUCCAGCCUAAAUAACAUUAGUCCCUCCGAAGUUAAAAAAUCAAGUGUCAAGAGCACUGGGUCCGAAGGAAGUGCCUCACUUAACUGCUCCAUACUCACUGUGGACUUCAAAUGUUUUAAAGCCACCUGGACUGAGGUGGUGCAGCAGAACAGGGAGAAAUGGAAAGCGCAAGCCACCAAAGAUGCAGAAGAAAAAACUAAGAAAGAAGCAGAGGAAAAUGCCUAUCAGGGAACAGAUGAAAAGGAAAGCGAAAAGGAUGAGAAGCCAACUGAAGAUACCACAGCAACAAAUACAGAGAACAGCAAAGAACCAAAUCCUAGGGAAAGCAAAAGCACAGAUUGCAGUAAAAAUUCUGUAAAUGAGACUCAGCAAAGGGGCAUGAACAAACACAAAGCCUCUCAAGGGAAAAACAUACCUAGGACAGAUAAGGGAACAGACUCUCAUCACACAGUGGGAGAAGAGAAACAGCAUGUCCAGAAUGGUGAAUUAAAGGAAGACAAUAAGUUGGACAAAAGAGAUAAGUCCAGUGUGGGGGAUGAAUCAAAGAAAACAGAUGUCUUUCAGUACUGUGGCACCGAGACAGCAAUGAGGUUCCGACGGAGGUCGUGUGCGGAGUGACGGUGUGGGGAUGUGCAGAGCAGCGCUGGCGCCAGAGGUGCGGAGUGAGCAACGGCGGUGAGCAGCAGCAGGGAGUGUGGGGCGAACAGUGAUCAUGGGCUGCAGUGGCGGGCAGCUACGGCAGCUGUAAGCAGUGCUUACUCUGAGAUGAUAGUGGCAGCAACAACAUCAGUGGUGAGCGACGGCAGGGAGCGUGGGGUGAGGAUCGAUGGGGCUCCAAGCUGCAGGGAAUGGCAAGGUCUGGUCAGCAGCGAGGAAACUGCCAGAGCCGAGAGCCAUAGCGAGAGAGAGCAGCCUGAUCAUGCUUCUGCAUUCGCACCCCUCUAUCGGAACCAGAAAGAGCGAGGUCUGGUAGCACCAGCAGUUUUAUGCUUCCUAAGAUCUUGUGAUAUCUCCUGCAGCGACCUCUCCUGCCCACCAGCCCUUCCUGCCCCCACGGGGUGGGGGGGGGGAGGGGGACGACGACGACGACGACACGACUGUCCAAAACAGCGUGCUGAUAUGAAAACAAGAAAAUCUUCUUCUUCAUUUAGGUAAACCAUAACUGUUGCACAUCCUGCCAGUCAGAGUAAACAGAGCAGCUUAGGCAUUCUUAGCCUCCUUGCUGAAUUAGUGUCUGGAUAACACACAAAUAGUCUGUUUGUAUGAUGCUACUUGUGUAACUAUUCUAGUCUACACUGAUAUUGUUGGUAGUACACUGGCACUACCAACAGUGUGCUACCAAAUCCCUAUUCUCUGCUUUCAUUGCCUUGAUGAUAGCCAUGAUCAUAAAAAAUAAUUAUUUUCCCUAAAUUAAAAAAGAAAAAAACCCAACAACAACAACAAAACAAAACAAACAAACAAAACCCCAAACAAGCAGACAAACAAACAAACAAACAAACAAAAAAACUGCUCAUGUGAAGGUCCUGAGAAUCAUAACCUAUUGGAGCCCCAUAUAAAAACCCUGUGAGGUAAGUAUUGUCAUUUUUAUUCCCAUUUUACAUGCAGAGAAACUGGAGUGAAUGUUGUAGUCCGGGUCACAUAAGAAGUCAGUGAGCAAUCUGGGAACAGAACUCUAGAGUCCUAACAGAAAGUCUUCUGCCCAUCAGUUUGAGUCACUAAAGCUUUAAGAAAUUAAAAGUCAUGAAUCCCCUUUAUCCACUCCUGUAUGAAGAUGAUAAAUACUACUGUUACUGUUCUGGAUAAACCUCUUAAAACUAUUAGCAAAAUCAUAUCUUCUGGCAACAACUCAAAUAAAAUUCCAGGUAUCAAUAAACAUUUCCCCACUCUGAGCAAGGGAAAAUUAAAUAACAGUUUGGCUGAAUCUAUACUGAGUACAGAAAAUGGAAUAAAUAUGGAAAGUGAAUGUGCCUCAAAGAGCAGUAAUUCACCUGGAUAUUUUUCAACCUUUUAAUGAAUGUGAAUUUAAUCUAGUUGAAAACAGGAAGGAUUGUGACUAUGAAGAAAUCCAGAUGUGUCUUUCUAAAGUUUAUGAAAUCUGUAGUUUUUUAUUUCCCAAGGUAUUUUGGAGCAUGAUUAAUCAUUCAAGGACCUUAACAAGAUUGGAGUGUGACUGUUCUAGCAUUUGAUGUUAGCUAGCUCACACAGGGGAAUCUUUUUCACUUAGGAUUCAUGCUGAGAGUGAUGACUUUUCUUUUAAAAUGCUUAUCAUACUAAUUAUUGAAUUGAUUAUUUUGCAAAUAAUAUCUAAGCAUAAGAUGAAAGCAUUUUGAUCAUGAUCAUGUGUUAUUUUUUAGUCUAUCUAUGUAAAGAGGUAAGAAAGCAAGACAUAGAUUCAAAUAAACAGAGUCAAGAAGUUGAUAAUGGUCAGAUUCAUAUGUAUUCCACUUCUGACUUUCACAAUGACCUGUAGUUUGCUGGAAAAUCAGACAAAAUGCAUCAGAUCUACCUAUUCCUGAAUUCUGGGAAACAUGAUCUCUAUCCAGAUUUAUUGUUUUGAAAUCAUCUUGAUAUUUUGGGUACAGUGAGGUGUUAAGCUAUAUAUAUUUAGAUAGGUAAGUAUAGGUCAGUUGCUUCUUCAUUUAUGUAUGACAAUUUAGCUACUGUCUAAACUGUUGUUUCCUAACCCUGAGAAUGUUCCUUGGGAUUCAACUGUAUUGAUGUAGUCUGCUGGGAUGUCUGAAUAAGGGCAUGAUUUCAAGAUCCAGUGUUUCAAACUGGUUAAUUGCCCAAAUUUCAAUUUUGGAAAUGCUUAUGUUUCAUUUCAGAGUUUUACAUCUAUAUUUAUGAUUUGCAUUUUUUUUUCUGAAUGUUUUCCUAACCCAAAAGAAUCCUGGCUUUCAGGCUGAGAAACCCUCCUUUGCACAUACAGGCUGUGCUGAAUGGGAUGGACAGAGCUUCUGAGGAACUGAUUUCUUGUCUACUAGUGAGUGAAAGCUAGGCAUGGUAACCAUCGUUGUUAUUCCUUUGUCA